AUGAACGCACCACCCACCUUUGAAUCAUUUCUUUUAUACGAUGGGGAGAAAAAGGUUCAAAAAGAAGAAGAUACAAAAGUAACAAAUGCUGCUAUUUUCACUGUUAACAAAGAAGACCACACACUGGGCAAUAUGAUUAGACACCAGCUUCUGAAGGACCCAAAAGUUCUAUUUGCUGGUUACAAAGUGCCCCACCCCCUUGAGCAUAAGUUUGUUUUGCGCAUCCAAACAACAUCGGAUUAUACGCCACAAGAAGCUUUUAUGAACGCUAUUACAGAUUUAACGUCUGAACUAUCGCUUUUUGAGGAGAGAUUCAAGGAAGCUAUCAAAGAAAAAAAGGAUGGAUUAGAUUAA
This is a messenger RNA of Leptosia nina, 354 nucleotides long. NCBI's taxonomy places the organism in Eukaryota, Metazoa, Arthropoda, Insecta, Lepidoptera, Pieridae. The record is from the annotation of a GenBank genome assembly.